UCGGAGACUGCGGCUGCGCCUCUCUCGAAAGGGCAGGCGUCGCGGGUCCGGGCACUUCCGCACUUCCGCUUUCCGGCCCAGACAGCGCCCGCGAUGACUGCCACUCUCCGCCCCUACCUUAGUGCCGUGCGGGCCACGCUGCAGGCUGCUCUCUGCCUGGAGAACUUCUCCUCCCAGGUCGUGGAACGACACAACAAGCCAGAGGUCGAAGUCAGGAGUAGCAAAGAACUGCUAUUACAGCCUGUCACCAUCAGCAGGAAUGAGAAGGAAAAGGUUCUUAUUGAAGGCUCCAUCAACUCUGUCCGGGUCAGCAUUGCUGUGAAGCAGGCCGAUGAAAUUGAGAAGAUUUUAUGCCAUAAAUUCAUGCGCUUCAUGAUGAUGCGAGCAGAGAACUUCUUUAUCCUUCGAAGGAAACCUGUGGAGGGAUAUGACAUCAGCUUUCUCAUCACCAACUUCCACACGGAGCAGAUGUACAAACACAAGCUGGUGGACUUUGUAAUCCACUUCAUGGAGGAGAUCGACAAGGAGAUCAGUGAGAUGAAGCUGUCGGUCAAUGCCCGGGCUCGUAUCGUAGCUGAGGAGUUCCUCAAGAAUUUUUAAAACAUCUAGCUGGAUCUCGCAGCCUUCCCCUCGGCCUCCCUGUGUCUCUGCGUCUGCAAAGGUGUCCUGGAGUCACUCCCCGGAGCAGCGGUGCAGCAGCAGCAGCCGGAAGCUGGGUUGGGUGGGCAUUGGAUGUGGGAGGUGGGUGUGGUGUGCUUGCUAGCUGUGCAGAAAGGCAGCAGUGGGCCUGCCCCAUAGCCACAUGUGUCUGCUCUGGCUAGUUUCUGAUGCUCAGUCCCCUGGACCGGGACAGACUUUUUUUUUAAACGUCUUGAAACCUAAACUCUGUGCUUGUAGAAGACUGUAACCUUUUUGUCUUUUUUUUUUUUUUUUUAAACAAACAAAAAAACCAACCUCCAGCUCCAGUGGCUGUGACUGGCCCCAGUGAUUGUACCUUAUUGGUCGCUGUGGUCUGGGCGGGCCUGGAGCCAGAAGGCGACUAUUUUUCCCGAGCCACCCCCGGUGGGGAAAGAGGGAAAUUUCAGACUACAGUUUUUUUCCCUUGCUGUCUUACAAGCCUCCUUAGGCCUAGUAGAGAGGCGGUAUGGACCCUCUACUAGCCUCCUGAGUCCUGCCUGAAGAUGCCCACUGCACUGGUUGGGAACAAGGGCUGAAUCUAUGAUUGCCGGGCAGGCCUAGGAGCGGGGGCCCAGAAGCCAGGCAAACUUCUGGCCGUAGGGGCCACCCGGUGUCCAUCCGACCCCUUCCAGCUGAGAGGCCCAAGGUUUGCCCGUCUGGGUGCAGGGCCUGUGCUGCAGGUCCAGAGGUGAGUCCUGCCUGCUCGGGCUCCUCUGCUCCCAUGCUCGCUGUCUCGGAUUCUGAUGAACUCCCCUCCCCCCUAAUUAAAGUCUCUUCCUGCCCCUUCGGGGCUGCAUGAGGUCUGUGCUCUGUGUGGGUGUGUGAAAGGAUGCGUGUUUUGAUGCCUUGGAGCCUUGUGGCUGGCAUUUGGGUCUGGAGCAGCCCACCAGACAAUUUUGUCAUCGAUCCCGGCCAAGGGCCCCAACUCGGAGCACUUCACUACAGCCAAGCACCGUCAUUCUGAAGGCGGUUUCUGCCCAGACAGAGAUGCGGUGCUUCCACAGCCUGCUUCCAUUCUAGCUUUCGGGGACCCCAGGAACCAUGAUCCUACUUUGUGGAUAAGAAGAGUCAUUUCCCACGCUACCUAACCUUGUUAGUCUGACUGGUGCCUCAGCAGGUGUUGGGGGUAACUCGGUAUUGAACAUGCUGGGAACUUCCGUUGGAUAGUGCUCACUCCUCAAGUAAGCAGUCCUUUCUCUCGCUGUGUCCUGAUACUUGGAGACCUGUGAACUCUAUGCCAUUAUCCCUGUCACACAGGGGCUAGGUGAAGUAGUUGAUCUCUCUACCUUCUGUUUAACUUGUGUAUGCUGGCCAUCUGUACUGACAUCCAGUCCUACUUUGACAAAACUCAGUUCCAGGAAAAAUGAGGUCUGUCUGCAGACAGGCCGAUGAGAGUGGUGUACCUAGUUGGAAGAGGGGGGUAUGGGGCUUACAGGAGAGGUUGUCAGGGAAAGCUUAGAAAAUAUUUGGCCUUGAGCCAGGUAUGGUGGCUCACACUUGUAAUUCUAGCUCUUGGAAAUUGGAGACAGGAGGACUUUUGAGUUCUAGGCCAUACUGGAAGUACACUGUCUCAAAAUAAAGAGUAUAUGUGAG
Messenger RNA from Mus musculus (house mouse), 2271 nucleotides. It is a transcript of the gene Arpc4, whose product is annotated as actin related protein 2/3 complex, subunit 4. Gene Ontology annotation, biological process: Arp2/3 complex-mediated actin nucleation; actin filament polymerization. The coding region runs from base 94 to 600 and encodes 168 amino acids. The record is from RefSeq and is marked validated. NCBI's taxonomy places the organism in Eukaryota, Metazoa, Chordata, Mammalia, Rodentia, Muridae. Gene Ontology annotation, molecular function: enzyme binding; actin filament binding; structural constituent of cytoskeleton. Gene Ontology annotation, cellular component: actin cytoskeleton; nucleus; cytoskeleton. The transcript is spliced from 6 exons.